AUGGGUGUCUGGCAUCAGCUGCUGCCUGGCAAAAUCGUGGUCUUACCUGAGUCUUCCACUGGUGCCCGCCGAGAGCAGGAGCUGAAAACCACCCUGCAGGAGCUGGUCAUCUACGUUGUUUUCCUGAGCGUCCUCUGCAUAUUGGCAUUCGGCAUGGUGAGCACGGACAUGUACUACCUGAGCAAGGUCAUGGCCCAUGUCUUCCUGGAGCCCUCCUCUGGGGAUGACAGGAGUGGUUUCAGGAGAAUUGGGAGCAAAGAUGAUUUCUGGAAGUUUGCAGAGGGAGCUCUGUUGGAUGGACUGUACUGGGACAAAUGGUACAACAACAGGACGUUAACUCUGCAGGGCAACAACAGCCAGAUUUACUAUGAGAACCUGCUGCUGGGAGCAGCCCGGCUCCGCCAGCUGAAAGUGCAGAACAACACCUGCUCCAUCUACCCCUAUUUCCACUCAUUUUUAAGAGAGUGUUACAGCGAAUACAGCUAUCGAGUUGAAGACAGGUCUGACUUUGGACUAAAGAACACAUCUGAAUGGAAAUACACCUCAGGCUCCUCAUUAUCCCUGUGGUACUGGGGAUCCAUGGGCUGGUAUAGCAGUGGAGGAUAUAUGUUCACCUUGCCUAAAUCCAAGCAGGAGAGCAGGCAGAAGUUGGUGUUCCUCAGGCAGAACAACUGGCUCACCAGAGGAACCAGGGUUGUAUUUAUUGACUUCUCAACAUAUAAUGCCAACAUAAACCUCUUCUGUAUCGUCAGGUUGGUGGUGGAGUUCCCAGCCACCGGGGGUGCUCUCACCUCCUCACACUUCUACUCUGUGAAGCUCCUCAGAUAUGUCACAUACACAGAUUACUUCCUGGCUUCUUGUGAAAUCGCCUUUUGCUGCUUCAUCAUCAUAUUCAUGAUCAAGGAAGCUAUAAAAAUGGCAAAACUGAAAAAGGAAUAUUUAAAAAAUGCCUGGAACUGGCUGGAAUUGCUGCUGCUGCUGGUCUCCAUCCUUGCCAUUGCCUUCAACAUCAACCGCACUGUCCACGUGUCCCUGCUGAUGCAAGAGCUGCUGUCUGAUGCCUACGUGUAUCCAGACUUCUAUUUCCUUGCAUUCUGGCAAGUCCUUUAUAACAACAUGAUUGCUAUCAGUGUCUUCUUUGCUUGGAUAAAGGUAUUUAAAUAUAUAAACUUGAACAAAACCACAUCACAGAUGUCCUUCACAUUAUCUCACUGUGCCAAAGACAUCAUUGGAUUUUCCAUCAUGUUCUUCCUUGUUUUCUUUGCCUAUGCCCAGCUAGGCUAUCUGCUCUUCGGGUCACAAGUUGAAGAGUUCUCCACUUUCCAAAACUCCAUCUUUACACAGUUCCGUAUGGUGCUGGGAGAUUUUAAUUUUGCAACCAUAGAAGCAGUAAACAGAAUCCUUGGACCUCUUUACUUCAUCACAUUUGUAUUCUUUGUGUUCUUCGUAUUGCUGAGUAUGUUUUUGGCAAUCAUAAAUAAUGCCUAUUCAGAAGUCAAAGCAGAAUUUAAAGUGAUGCCUGGUCAACAACUGCAGAUAAAAGACCUCAUUAAAAAGAGUUGCCAUAAUGCCCUUGUCAAGGUCAACUUGAAGAAAGCAGCAGAGGAGAGCUUGGAAAGCAAGGAAUUUUCAGCCACUAAAAGAAAGGAUAUUUUCAAGCUUUCUGAUGGAGACAUUACUGAAGAGAGCCACCUAUCAAAUCUACAGAAAGGGCAAGAAGAGCUCAGUCAGAGUUAUGCAUCUGCUGAGGACAUAGACUCAGUGACAUCUCAGAGCUAUGUCUCCACUACAGAAUUUCAGUGGCUCCUCAGGUACACACGGAAGCUGGGGAUGGAAAUAAGUAAUGCUAAUGCAAAAAUCAAGAAUAUUACAAAAACCAUGCAAAAACUGACAGAUCCUUCAAGAAACAUGGCAUGA
Messenger RNA from Chaetura pelagica (chimney swift), 1917 nucleotides. It is a transcript of the gene PKD2L2, whose product is annotated as polycystic kidney disease 2-like 2. Gene Ontology annotation, molecular function: calcium ion binding; calcium channel activity. The record is from RefSeq and is a predicted model, not a curated record. The transcript is spliced from 14 exons. Gene Ontology annotation, cellular component: membrane. Bases 1 to 1917 code for a protein of 638 amino acids. NCBI's taxonomy places the organism in Eukaryota, Metazoa, Chordata, Aves, Apodiformes, Apodidae. Gene Ontology annotation, biological process: detection of mechanical stimulus.